UGGCCCAGCUUUAUAUUCUCUCCUUCAUCUCCACUCUUGAGCAAGGUUGGAUUGAUGAAGGGAUUCUUGGGAUCUUUAUGUAGGCUUGGAGGUAUUAGAGGCUACUCAGGGACGUUUAAGAGAUCACAGUUGCGGCUUGAAGGGGUUAAGGAUGUUAUUGCUGUUGCUUCUGGUAAAGGUGGCGUUGGAAAAUCCACCACUGCUGUUAAUUUGGCAGUUGCACUUGCUAAGAAUUGCCAACUAAAGGUGGGCCUGCUUGAUGCUGAUGUUUAUGGACCAUCUGUUCCUAUGAUGAUGAAGAUUGACAGGAAGCCAGAUAUUACUGAAGAUAAAAAGAUGAUUCCAAUUGAGAACUAUGGAGUUAAGUGCAUGUCAAUGGGAUUUCUUGUUGAGAAGGAUGCCCCUAUUGUAUGGAGAGGUCCCAUGGUGAUGAGUGCUCUUGCCAAAAUGACUAGGGGAGUUGAUUGGGGAAAUCUUGACAUUCUUGUGGUGGAUAUGCCCCCUGGCACUGGCGAUGCACAACUAACCAUGACUCAAAAUCUGCAGCUCUCUGGUGCAUUGAUUGUUUCAACUCCACAAGAUAUUGCUUUGAUGGAUGCACGUCGAGGAGCUAAUAUGUUCUCUAAAGUUGAUGUUCCUAUUUUGGGAUUUGUAGAGAACAUGAGUUUCUUCAAAUGCCCACAUUGUGGUGAGCCUUCAUUCAUUUUUGGGAAAGAAGGAACUAGAAAUGCAGCUGCUUCAAUGGGUUACAAAUUAAUCGGUGAGAUACCAUUGGAAGUAGACAUUAGAAAAGGUUCCGAUGAAGGUGUCCCUGUUGUAAUUUCAGCACCUGAUUCUGUGAUCUCCAAAGCAUAUGGUGAUACAGCACAAAAUGUUGUCAGCAAACUUGAGGAAUUGGCGAAGGAACAAACUCUCCACCCAGAGAUUAAUCUGUAAAAACUUUGCUAGAAGAACAAUUUUCCUCCCCUCCCUUGACAACGAUCUUGUAGCCAUCGAUUACUUGUUCAUGAUUUUCCAAUUUCCUUAGCUGCUAUAGCAUGCCAAUUUUAACAUCUCUUGUCCUUUUCGUCGUUUGAAUAAGUUAAUGUAUUUUAGGAUUAGGGCAUAUGAAAAGUUGAGAGCAAUUUGCUCCAGAUCUCAGCCAGUGACUCUGUUCUCUCUCGAGAUUAUUUAACUACACUACAAGUGUGUGGAACAA
This is a messenger RNA of Populus trichocarpa (black cottonwood), 1198 nucleotides long. RefSeq names its product iron-sulfur protein required for NADH dehydrogenase, mitochondrial. Bases 55 to 936 code for a protein of 293 amino acids. The transcript is spliced from 8 exons. Gene Ontology annotation, molecular function: ATP binding; 4 iron, 4 sulfur cluster binding; ATP-dependent FeS chaperone activity. The record is from RefSeq and is a predicted model, not a curated record. NCBI's taxonomy places the organism in Eukaryota, Viridiplantae, Streptophyta, Magnoliopsida, Malpighiales, Salicaceae. Gene Ontology annotation, biological process: mitochondrial respiratory chain complex I assembly; iron-sulfur cluster assembly. Gene Ontology annotation, cellular component: mitochondrion.